CCCUUCCUCACGUAGCAAAACACGAUUUGGCAGUCAACCGGACAAGUUGGCUUGUCGAUUUAUUCUGUUUCCAACCUCGCUCUUCUCCACGCCAAAGAGGAAGCAGAGGAGAAGCGGAGAUUUCUGUCGCCCUCGAUCGCUCGGCCUCCGCCGCCAACCGCCCUUCCACGAUCUGCAGCUGAGGGAACGAUGGGGCUCACCUUCGCGAAGCUCUUUAGCCGCCUGUUUGCGAAGAAGGAGAUGAGGAUACUGAUGGUCGGUCUUGAUGCGGCUGGUAAGACGACCAUCCUUUACAAGCUCAAGCUCGGAGAGAUUGUCACCACUAUUCCAACCAUCGGCUUCAAUGUUGAGACUGUCGAGUACAAAAACAUCAGCUUCACUGUCUGGGAUGUUGGUGGUCAGGACAAGAUUAGACCACUGUGGAGGCAUUACUUCCAGAACACACAGGGUCUUAUUUUUGUGGUUGACAGCAAUGACCGAGAUCGUGUUGUUGAGGCAAGGGAUGAACUCCACAGAAUGCUGAAUGAGGACGAACUAAGGGAUGCUGUCUUGCUUGUGUUUGCUAACAAACAAGACCUUCCAAACGCAAUGAAUGCUGCUGAAAUCACGGAUAAACUUGGUCUGCAUUCCCUGCGUCAGCGACACUGGUAUAUACAAAGCACUUGUGCCACAUCUGGUGAGGGGUUGUACGAGGGGCUUGAUUGGCUCUCCAGCAACAUCGCCAGCAAGUGACCAUGGUUGCUCCGAGGAACUUAACAGCGGGUAGUAAUCUACAUUUACGGUUUGUUAUAUGUUUUCGUGGCAUGGUUACCAAGGCCUUUUGCAUUUAGAAGAAUACCUUCAAGUAAUAGAUUGCAGUAAAACAGGGACGUCCUGACUACCUUAUACAGGUUUUCAUGUCUUCUGUAUUCUUUUUUUCUGACAUUGUUGGCUUUGUUGAUGAGAGAAUCCUACUUCUGCUCGUAGACAUUAUUAUCUGAUAAUUCUUUCCGACA
Messenger RNA from Musa acuminata subsp. malaccensis (wild Malaysian banana), 995 nucleotides. RefSeq names its product ADP-ribosylation factor 1. Gene Ontology annotation, molecular function: GTPase activity; GTP binding. Gene Ontology annotation, biological process: vesicle-mediated transport; intracellular protein transport. Gene Ontology annotation, cellular component: cytoplasm. The record is from RefSeq and is a predicted model, not a curated record. NCBI's taxonomy places the organism in Eukaryota, Viridiplantae, Streptophyta, Magnoliopsida, Zingiberales, Musaceae.